Molecule: messenger RNA, 896 nt
Organism: Patiria miniata (bat star)
Lineage: Eukaryota; Metazoa; Echinodermata; Asteroidea; Valvatida; Asterinidae
Product: lactadherin-like
Exons: 3
Coding region: 1-468 (155 amino acids)
Source: RefSeq, a predicted model, not a curated record
AUGGAAGAUGGACGCAUCCCAGACGCAAGCAUCACAGCGUCGUCAGUGUGGAGUAACCAUGCCGAUUACGGACCCACCAGGGCUCGGCUUAACCUUCGAGCCACGAACGGGGCUGCAGUCUGGUGUAAUGCUGGAGCUAGUGAAGCCAAUCCGUGGAUCCAAGUCGACCUCGGUUCCAAUGCAACCAUCACUGGCGUUAUCACCCAGGGGCGCGCGGACUAUCACGACUGGGUGACGGAGUUCAAAGUGGCCUACAGCGACGAUGGCCAAGAAUGGACUACCGUCACCGAUGAUGGAUCAUGUAGGCCUACACCGAUGAAGUUCCCUGGAAACUCAGACCAAAACACCCACGUGACCACCACUUUCCCGAGGUCUUUCCAGGCCAGGUUCCUGCGUAUCCUGCCUACGAAGUAUCAUCGAUUCUGCUGUAUGCGCUUUGAGGUCCUCGGCUGCACACUUAAUGAGUAAAGUCCAUCGAUGCCAGCUUGAGAAAACCUAGCUCUAGUGCUCGCUGCAAAUUUGAUAAAUGGGAGCAGGGAUGUAUAUGUCAUAGAUAUGAGACUUGUGUUAAAUUUUAAGAAUGAUUCAGUCAAAACAUAAAGACACCUAGGAACAUGUGCAGUUACCCAGAAUCGUACCUAGCGAUUUAACAAGAAAAUCCUCGCUCAAAAGGAAGAUAGCACUGCAAUCAUUCGGAAGAAACAAUCUUUGAAAGUGAUUUUAUAAAUUACCCUACAGGCUCAGUUUUGUAUGUGCGUUGGCAACGGAAUUUAUUUACGAGACGCCAACAAAUUGGGCAUUUGUUCUCAAAAUAUCUAGUAUCCACUGAGCUGCAAAUUCAACCAGUUUCAUUUGUUGUGCACCCUUCUCAUGAUUUUGAGCGAUUUUGUUGUUAA